Messenger RNA from Batrachochytrium dendrobatidis JAM81, 1305 nucleotides. RefSeq lists its product as uncharacterized. Bases 1 to 1305 code for a protein of 434 amino acids. The transcript is spliced from 2 exons. The record is from RefSeq and is a predicted model, not a curated record. Lineage: Eukaryota; Fungi; Chytridiomycota; Chytridiomycetes; Rhizophydiales.
AUGUCUGGCCCAACCGAUGAACCUAAUCCAGGCACUUCAAAUGAAUAUCAGGAAGAACCAAUGUAUAUAGUUGAUCCGAGUACUUCCAGACGAGGUCGAAAACGGCCAAUUGAUGAACUUGGUCCAAAUAUUUCUGAACAAGAUUGGAAAGCCAUAAUUGAUAGACCUGAUCCAGGAAUUCCAAAAGACUGGCAAGACUUGGUUGAUGCAGUCAAUUCAAAUAUUCUCAAAGACCAGCAACAAUCAAUUGAUCAACCCAGUCCGAGCACUCCCAAACGAGGUCGAAAACGGCCGAUUGAUGAACACGGUUCAAACAUUUCCAAACAAGAUCAGCAACAAUCGAUGAAUCAACCCGGUCCGAGUGCUUCCAAACAAAGUCGGAAACAAUCAACUAAUGAACCCGGUCUCGUAUUUCCCGACAAAAACUGGCAACGCUUAAUAGAUGAAGCUGAUUCAAACACUUUUGAAGAAUGGCAAGAACUGUUUGAUAUAGCUGGUUUAAAUACUCCCAACCAAAAUGAACAACAACCAAUGAUUCAGUCCAAUCCAAGCACUUCCAGUCAAGACCAACAGCAAUAUUCAACGGAUACAAUUGAUUCAAGCAUUCUUGACGAAAACUGGAUAGACCUAUUUGAUAUAGCUGAUUCAAGCACUCCCAACCAAGUUUCUGGUCCAAUUGAUCAAGACGGUCUAAACACUUUCGAUCAAACCCAGCAACAUCCAGUGGAUGCAAUUGGUUUAAGCAUUUCCAACGAAGACUGGCAAGAAAUAAUUGAUGCAGCCAAUCCAACUACUUCCAACCAAGACCAACAACAAUCAAUGGAUCAAUCCAAUACAAGCACUUCCAGCCAAGACCAACACCAACCGACGGAUGAAAACGAGUCAGAUAAUGCUGUUUCAGAUCAAGUGACUGGAUUAAGUGAACAGAGUCAGAGAACCUUUGAUGGUAUAAAUCAAAGACUUGUAGCAUCUAAAGUAACACGAGACAAAAAAUACAAAGAAUAUCAUGAAUAUAUAGCUCUUGGAUUGAGACAACGGUUAGCGUUGUCAAGCGAAGAGACGUCUGAAUUAGGGUACAACCCAAAAACUGAAAUACGAUUGAAACAUGAUACUUUGAUCAAAAGCCAUCAUCACACUGUAACGGACGCUCAGAUCAAUGUAGACCGAAUGGCUCAUCAUGUAUUUAGCGAUUCAGAUGUUCUUGAUAAAGUGAUGGUAAAACAGCACACAUUACAGCAUAAAUUGUAUCAAAUGGUAAUGAGUGCCGAUGUAGACGCCAAACAUGUUAAAUAUAUCAUACUAUGA